This is a messenger RNA of Agelaius phoeniceus (red-winged blackbird), 2722 nucleotides long. NCBI's taxonomy places the organism in Eukaryota, Metazoa, Chordata, Aves, Passeriformes, Icteridae. The record is from RefSeq and is a predicted model, not a curated record.
AUGGGCAGCCACGAGAAGGACCCGUGCUCCCCGAAAAGGGCCCUGUCCCGCUCCAACAGCACCGUGUCCUCCAAGCACAGCAGCGUGCAGCAGGGCUCGGAGAGCUGGGAGGUGGUGGAGGAGCCCCGGGGCAGCCCCGGGCAGCAGCCGCAGCGGCACGAGGGGUACCUGCUCAAGAAGAGGAAAUGGCCCCUGAAGGGCUGGCACAAGCGGUACUUCGUGCUGGAAAACGGGAUCCUGAAAUAUUCCACCACGCGCCAGGACGUCCUCAAGGGCAAGCUGCACGGUGCCAUCGAUGUCCGUCAGUCCGUCAUGUCCGUCAACAAGAAGGCUCAGAGGGUUGACCUGGACACGGAGGACAACAUUUACCACCUCAAGAUCAAGUCCCCGGAGGUGUUCUCCAGCUGGGUCAGCAGCCUGUGCUCCCACCACCACGGCGAGCGGCCGGGGCCGUGUGCCCCGGGGGCCAGCACGCAGGGCCAGUGGACGCGGAUGCUGCCCUCGGGCAGCGCCCCUGCCCUGUCCACGCUGGCCAGCUCCCGGGACAAGGUGAGCGCCUGGCUGAAGGACAGCGAGGGGCUGGAGCGCUGCUCGGCCGAGCUGUCGGAGUGCCAGGCCAAGCUGCAGGAGCUGACGGGAAUGCUCCAGCACCUGGAGGCCCUGCACCGCAUCCCCUCGGCCCCGCUCAUCUCCGGCGGCCAGCCCUCAGCUGCCACGGAGAGGCCCAAGAAGGGCCGGAGGAGCACCAAGAUCUGGUGCACGCAGAGCUUCGCCAAGGACGACACCAUCGGCAGGGUGGGCCGCCUGCACGGCUCUGUCCCCAACCUGUCGCGCUACCUGGAGCCGUCGCAGAGCCAGCUGCCCUUCAGCGUGCCCCCGGAGUACAGCCAGCUGCAGCGCAGCUUCUGGGUGCUGGCCCAGAAAGUGCACGGCUCGCUGAGCAGCGUGGUGGCGGCGCUGGUGGCCGAGAGGGCCCGGCUGGAGGAGAUGCGGCGGGCGCUGGACCGGCAGGGCCCGGCCCCACGGCCCGGCAGCGCCGGCACCGCCGGGCCCUGUCCUGGCUGGAGGGGACCGGCCGGGGGGCUCUGCUCAGCCUCGCCCUUCCCACAGCCCGCCCUGCGCCGCUUCCACUCCCUGUCCGUCUCCUCCGACACCACCCUGGACUCCUUUGCCUCGCUGCACCCGGAUGAGCCGGACGCGCUGCCCACCAAGGGCCGUGAGCAGCAGCUCUCCAACCGCAGCAUCGUCUCGCUGGCCGACUCCCACACCGAGUUCUUCGAUGCCUGCGAGGUUUUCCUCUCGGCCAGCUCCUCUGAGAACGAGCCCUCGGAGGACGAGUCGUGCAUCAGCGAGGUCACCACCAGCGUCUGCGAGGAGCCCACCGAGCCGGGGGGGCCGGGCCGCCCCCCGACAGGAGCGGAGCGCCCGGGGCUGCCGGCGGAGCCGCCGCCGCUGGAGCCGCCGCUGGAGCUGCCGGGGCCGGACCCGCGGCGGAGGAGCCGCCUGCCCGCGCCCCCCGCGCCCUCGGGGGACGUGAGCCUGUGGGGGCUCCUGCGGAGCAGCGUGGGCAAGGACCUGUCCCGCGUGGCGCUGCCCGUGCAGCUGAACGAGCCGCUGAACACCCUGCAGCGGCUCUGCGAGGAGCUGGAGUACAGCGAGCUGCUGGACAGGGCCAGCCGCGCCCGCGACCCCCGGCAGCGCCUGGUGUACGUGGCCGCCUUUGCCGUGUCCGCCUACGCCUCCACCUACUACCGGGCGGGCAGCAAACCCUUCAACCCCGUGCUGGGCGAGACCUACGAGUGCGUGCGGCCCGACCGCGGCUUCCGCUUCAUCAGCGAGCAGGUCUCCCACCACCCUCCCAUCUCCGCCUGCCACGCCGAGUCCGACAACUUUGUCUUCUGGCAAGACAUGAGGUGGAAGAACAAAUUCUGGGGCAAAUCCCUGGAGAUCGUCCCCAUGGGCACCGUCAAUGUCCAGCUGCCCAGGACCGGCGACCACUAUGAGUGGAACAAGGUGACCACGUGCAUCCACAACGUGCUGAGCGGGCCCCGCUGGAUCGAGCACUACGGGGAGGUGCUGAUCCGCAACACCCGCGACGCCUCCUACCACUGCAAGCUCACCUUCUGCAAGGCCCGGUACUGGGGCGCGGGGGCCAACGAGGUGCAGGGCGCCGUGCUGAGCCGCGCCGGGACGGCCGUGGAGCGCCUGGCGGGCAAGUGGCACGAGGGGCUGCGCCGCGGGCCCGCCCCGGGCCAGUGCGUCUGGAAAGCCAACCCCAUGCCCCGUGACCACGAGAGGAGCUACGGCUUCACGCAGUUCGCGCUGGAGCUGAACGAGCUGACGCCGGAGCUGCGCCGGGUGCUGCCCUCCACGGACACGCGCCUGCGGCCGGACCAGCGGUACCUGGAGGAGGGGAACGUGCCGGCGGCCGAGGCGCAGAAGCGCCAGAUCGAGCAGCUGCAGCGCGACCGGCGCCGCGUCAUGGAGGAGAACAACAUCACCCACCAGGCCCGCUUCUUCAGGCGUGUGACAGAUGCCAGUGGCAAGGAGUCCUGGGUCACCAACAACACCUACUGGAAGCUGCGCCUGGACCCCGGCUUCUCGCACCUGGACAGCGCCGUGCUCUGGUAGCGCCCCAAACCCGGGGGUGCUGAGCCCCCCAGCCCCUCACAGCAGCGGGGCUGGUCCCCCCAGCACCGGGGGUGCAGACCCCCCGCCCUUU